Molecule: messenger RNA, 1272 nt
Organism: Nipponia nippon (crested ibis)
Lineage: Eukaryota; Metazoa; Chordata; Aves; Pelecaniformes; Threskiornithidae
Source: RefSeq, a predicted model, not a curated record
AUGGCCACCCUGGCGGUAGCCCACAAGCCCAGCUCCCUCCUGGGGCCACCUGUGGCUCCAGGCUCCCAGCCACAGCUCCUGCCCGGAGUGGGGCUGGACUCCCCCACGCAGGAGGACCCCGCGGCGCUGGAGGAAGUCUUUGAGAAAGCGAUCCUGGAGUCCGGGAGACUUCUCAAAGACAAUAAGUUCCGUAUCCGGAGGAUCCACUCGCUGCCGGUAAGGCUCCUGGAGGCCAGCCCCGUCCUGAAGAACAUCUCCCACUUCGACACCCCCGAGAAGGAAAACGUCUCUGAGGGCGAGAGCCCCAUCAUACUGCGCCGGUGCUCCUUGACCUCCUCCAUGUCUGAGGAGGAAGAUGACGGCUUCAUGGAGAUCCUGGAUGAGGAGGAGAUGAAGAGCGAUGCCGACGUGCCGCAGGGGAUGGAGAACCUGCUGACCGCGCCGCUGGUGAGGAAGGAGGAGGCAGAGCCGGUACGUGGGAGCCUCGGGCGCGGCAAGUGCCGGCAGCUCUUCCGCUCGCCCUCGAUGCCCAGCAGCGUCAUCAGGCCCAUCCUGAAGCGGAUAGACCGGCCCCAGGACAGGGACACCCCCGUCAAAACCAAGCGGCGGAGGAGCGUGGCCGGUACCCCUGGCGAGGAGGCGGCGGUGGCGGAGCCGAAAGCGCGGCUGCUGCGCUCCAGGUCCUUCUGCCAAGAGGAGAUCGAGAACCUGCUGGCCAACGACCACCGGGAGCUCAUCGGGGACUUCUCCAAGGCUUAUCUCCUGCAGACAGUGGAGGGGAAGCACCAGGACCUGAAGUACAUUUCCCCCGAAAUGAUGGUGGCGGUGCUGACGGGGCAGUUCAGCAGCCUCAUCGAGAGCUGCGUGAUCGUGGACUGCAGGUACCCCUACGAGUACGAGGGAGGCCACAUCAAGCUCCCCGACGAUCCCAUCUCGCUGCAAGACGCCCCGGGGGGGCUUUUCCAGUUGCCCCCCGGUGACCCCUUCCCCGAACGGGUGACGGUGGCUUGGUUAUCGGUGUUUGCCCUCGCCUUCGCUUUGGUUUGCGAUCCCCAAGAGAAUCUAUCCUUGGCCGAAAUCACCCUUCGCCGCCUGGCCCCACGUCUCCUCGUCUCCCUGCGCCUCCUCGGCCCCGGCGCCGACGUCCUGCUCCGACCCGAGACCGCCGACGUCCUCCUCGACCGACUCCUGCCCCACGGCCAGAUGCUUUUCCUCAACGAACGGUUCCUCCAGGCCGUGGACCGGGAGGUGGGCGGCAAAGCAUCCCGCUGA